This is a messenger RNA of Talpa occidentalis (Iberian mole), 6576 nucleotides long. It is a transcript of the gene MACC1, whose product is annotated as MET transcriptional regulator MACC1. The record is from RefSeq and is a predicted model, not a curated record. Gene Ontology annotation, molecular function: protein binding. NCBI's taxonomy places the organism in Eukaryota, Metazoa, Chordata, Mammalia, Eulipotyphla, Talpidae. The transcript has 9 exons. Bases 716 to 3238 code for a protein of 840 amino acids. Gene Ontology annotation, cellular component: cytoplasm.
CUGAAAGCAGCCUCAUGAAAUCAUCAGAGGAACUGCUCAACACCCCACAGUCAUGAAAAUUCAGAUUUUUUGUUUGUUUGUUUCCAGUCACUGAGUUUUGGGAAAUUUUAUUGCACAGAAAUACAUAAGAGAGAUGGAGAAGAAUCAUAGAGUUACCAUUCAGGAAUGACCUGGAUUGCUGACAGAAGGGACUGUCAGGUAUCCAUUACUUUUCUUUUUCAAAAGGAUACUGGGUGUGACAGGCUACAAAAUACGAUUUUACAUUAUCCUUGGUGAUCUAAACUCAAUCAGAUAGAGAACAAUUCCUUGGGGGAAAAAAUCUUGCAAGACUUACUUUGCAUGGAGAAAAUGAAAAGAGAAGCCUGAGAUUUUUCAGUAUUUGGGGUACUAUUAUUCAACUCCACUGUGUCAGAAAAGGAAUGAGAGAAUUUUGGGAAGUGAAACUUUAUCAACAGCCCAUAAAUUCAAGCCAUUUGACCAUACUACUCAUGGCUAGAGAUUUCUAAUGGAAAGACAAGCCAGUUUCACAAAGUGCACAGUACCCACUGCAACAUAAGACAAUUGUUGGUUCUUCUUUGGAGAGUGGAAGAAGUUUUCUGUAGACCAGUGGAUUGAAGAUGGAGGUUGCUGGUAUUGAAGAGAUUUAGAAGGUGUUAAUGGUUUUUUUUUAUGAAGACUGGUGAAAUCCAGGACAGACAAAUGUGGAGGUAAAAAAAUGUUAACCAGUGAAAGGGCCCAUUUCUGGUCAAGAGGAAAACCAAGAAGUAGAUCUGAAGGAAAUUUGGUGGACAUGGAAGUGCAGAAAUCCCCAAGAAAUUGCAAUAUUUCUGAUGCUUUCACACUUCUUGGCAAUAAUGCAUCUAAAGCUACAAAUCCAUUCUGGAAUGAACUGACAGCUUCUAACCCAUUUUUGGAUGACAUAACUCAGCUAAGAAAUAACCAGAAGAGAGAGAACAUUUCCAUCUUGAAAGAAGAUCCUUUCCUUUUUUUUAGAGAAAUGGAAGCUGGAAAUUCUUUUGAUUCCUCUGGGGAUGAACUUGAUGUAAGCCAGUUGCUCAGACAGACUUCCUCAAGGAAAUCUGGAAAAUCUAAAAGUGUUUCAGAACUUUUGGACAUCUUAGAUGGCAAAGCACAUGCCCUUCAGAAUACACAUGAUUCUGACCAGAUACUAGAUCAAGACUUAGAAUGGCUUCAAAAUGAUAGAGAGGCUUAUAAAAUGGCUUGGUUAAGUCAACGCCAGCUGGCACGUUCCUGCCUUGAUUUGAAUACAAUUAGUCAAAGUCCUGGAUGGGCCCAAACACAAGUUGCGGAAACCACAAUAAUUUGCAAAUUAAACCACCAAGGAGGGUCCGUACAAUUACCUCAAUCAGAUAUCACUGUUCAUGUGCCCCAAGGUCAUGUCGCUGUGGGAGAAUUUCAAGAGGUAUCUCUAAGAGCUUUUCUCAAUCCUCCACAAAUGCUUAACCAUGAUCUUUCAUGCACUGUAAGCCCUCUGUUAGAAAUCAUGUUAGGCAAUCUUAAUACAAUGGAAGCCAUUUUGCUGGAGAUGAAAAUUGGGGCUGAAGUGAAAAAGGACCCUUUCAGUCAAGUCAUGACAGAAAUAGUAUGUUUACACAGCUUGAAUAAAGAAGGCCCUUUCAAAGUGUUAAACAACUGCUAUGUUUAUAAAGAUACCAUCCAAGUCAAGCUAAUAGACUUGAAUCAGGUGAUGUACCUAGUGGUUGCUGCACAAGCUAAAGUAACUCAGUCACCAGUUGCAACCAUUUGGGAUUAUAUCCACAAAACCAUCUCAGUUGGGAUCUAUGGACCCAGAUAUAUCCAUCCCAGUUUCACUACUAUUUUCACAAUUUGUGGACACAGUUAUAUGCCACAAAAGCUUACAAUCUCUGAUAUUAAAAAAGGUAGGAAAAACACAUCUCCAGUUGUGUUUCAACUAUGGGGGAAGCAUUCGUUCUUACUUGACAAGCCUCAAGAUUUAAGUAUUUCUGUUUUUCCAUGUGAUCCUGAUUUUGAAGUAAAGAAAGAAGGACAAAGGAAAGAAAUUAAACAAACGCACUUGCAAGCAGGUCAAGUAGUUCAUCAGCAAUUUGUAUUUUCUUUAGUUGACUCUAGAAAAAUGCAUUUGUUUGUUUUUCGUGUUCAGGUGGACUCUUCCAAUGGUAGACCAGUUACACAGUUCUUUAUCACUACACCUGAUCUAGCCCCAAACCUAAAAAGGCUCUCAAAUCCACCAGGUGAUUCACAAAAGGAAACGGAAAUCAAGUCUGCCUCUAUAUUACCAGCAGUGCAUGUUAAAUAUCCCACAUUUCAAGAAAAAAAAUUAAACUUUACUAACUAUGGGGUAGCCCUAAAAACAGUGUUAAGACACAGCAAGAUCGACUAUUUACUUGAAUAUUUCAAAGGGGACACAUUAGGUAUUCUUGGAGAACAUAAGGUAAAAGCCAUUGGGCAGUCCAAAGUAAAAGAAUGGUAUGUGGGCAUCCUGAGAGGUAAGAUUGGACUUGUGCAUUGCAAAAAUGUCAAGGUGAUUGCAAAGGAACAAGUAAUGCCUACAGCAUGUAGUGUUUUCACAACCAGCAAUCUUCUUGGACAAAUUGCCCUGCCCUUUAAAAAACUGACUUACAUCUACUCAGUUGUAUUGACAUCGGUGUCAGAAAAAGUUUAUGAUUGGAAAGUUUUAGCUGAUGUCCUGGGCUAUUCACAUCUGACCCUGGAAGAUUUUGAUCAAAUACAGGCAGAUAAAGAAUCAGAAAAAGUUUCUUAUGUUAUAAAGAAGUUAAAGGAAGAUUGCCAUGAAGAUAAAAACACCAAAAAAUUUCUUUAUGAACUUGUUGUGGCUUUAUUGAAGAUGGAUUGCCAAGGGUUAGUAGCAUAUCUUAUCCAAGAGGCUGCUAUUUUGACUUCAGCUGUCAAGAUUGGAAAAAGCUGGAGGGAAUUAGCUGAAAAGUUAGCACGACUCACAAAGCAACAAAUGGAAGCAUAUGAAGUUCCUCACCAAGGAAAAUCUGGAGUUGUUGCUGCGGAGAUGAUGUGGAAACCUGCCUAUGAUUUCCUCUAUACUUGGGGCGCUCACUAUGGAAAUAGCUACAGAGAUAUGUUACAAGACCUUCAAUCAGCCUUGGACAAAAUGAAAAACCCUGUGACCAAGCAAUGGCGAGACAUAACUGGAGCUUUAAUACUAGUAAAUUCUUUAGAGGUUUUGAGAGAAGCUGCAUUCUCCUCUCCUGAGGAAGUAUAGAAUUGAAGGGUAUGUUUUUUAGAGGAGGGAGAUGGUAGGGGAUGAGUGUGUGUGUGUGUGUUUGUGUGUAAAAGAAUCUCAGAAAAGUAUUGCUUAUUUUUUUCAUAUUUGAAAACAUAUUUUUUCCUCAUGAAAGCAUAACUUAACCCAAAACACAGGAUGGGUUUUAUUAUCAAACAAAUAUUAUUGUAUAUAUUUCAGAUAUAAAUAGUAGGUUGUUUUGUUGAGGAAGGAAAGAAAAGCCCUCUCUCCCUAAAGUGGUUUUUAAUUUCUUUAAGUUAAAACAAAUGACUGUUAGAAUAAUUGCAUCACAUAGAUAUCUGGAUAAGGCAGAAGCUGUCAGGGUGAACCUGGAUGUUUUACAAGGAGAUAGGUAGGAAGGGAGGAGAAACCAACACAUACUCCGAUCAGGCAUGGGUUAUUAUUUUUUAUACCUGAUCUCUUUUUAUUCCUCAGUGGAGUUUGCCAGCAUUAUUCCCUUUUUCCUUUGACAAGACCAAGCUCAAGGCUGUUUCCAGCGUGAAAUAAUUUUUCUUUUUGAAAAACCUGAUUCUAUUUUUUAAAAUCAUACCACAUUGUAGAAUAGUAGCAAAGCAAAAAAAAAAAAAAAUCUAUAUUAUAACUUGUAGGGAAAUGGUCGCUUUUUCAUUUUAAUUGAAGCUCACUGAUCUUUUCCACCAUCUCUUGAAAAACUGUCAGAAGGAAAAUAUCAGCAGACAUCAUCUAUUAUCUGCUCCAUGAACUGCAGUUUUCACCUUCUUCCUCUAGCAUCUUAGGACCUAGCUAACCCUGCCUAACUUGAAUCUCUUCUUUAGGGUGUUUGCACAGUCAGCCAUUCUUUAACUGUCAGGAAUUUUUAAACACCUGAUGUAUCUCUGUUGAGUGCAACAUUCUUAACCACCAAAAUCACUGAUACCUGUUUGUGUAUGUGUUUAUGUGCGUGUACUCACACGCUUAUGCAAAUGUGGUUGUGUGUUUGUAUGUGUAACUGUGCUUUAUAAAGCUUUUGGAAGACAAAGAUUAUAUAGGAAUUUGGGCCAGUAUAACUGGCUCAGGUCACAAAGAGUUGGUCCUGUACUUACUCAUUUAUUCAGUCCUCUAGCUGCCUGCCAGUGUUUAUGUGUUUUGUACAAUCAUUCUUUUAUUGUUUCUCAGUUGACAGAGUGUGUGUAGCUGCUCUGUGGCAAGCACAUAGGUGAUUGAGCUUGAUCAUAGGGAGAAAAAUAACAUGAUCCCUGAAAUGAGCACUUCCAAGUGAUGGAGACACACAAUAAUAAAAAAGUACAGUUGGAUAUACAGUGACAUCUGCAAUAACAACUACAGUGGAGAGCUGUGGUGCCAGAAAUGUAUCUACAGGGGGCAUCAAGUGCAUCAUAGCAGGGCGGGGGUGGUCAAACAGUUUUUCCCUGGGAAAGAAAGGAUGAACUGAAGGAGGAUCAGGCAUUGCCUCUGGUCUGGGAAGGGUAGAAGAGGUAGUUAGUUCACUGCACUGAGCCUUGAGGUAAGAGUAAAGCGGAGGAGAUUCAGGGAGCCAGGGGGAAGGGCCUGAAAGAGUGAAGGAGCGAGUGGAGGGAGGAGAGACACCUCCCAAAGAUAAUGUGGAUGAGCUGAAUAAGGAUUUUUGUUUAGGGAUCCUGAAUAAAACAUGUCCAUUUGGCUAAAAAGUAAAAGCAGAAUCUUUUUAGAGCUUUUAAUACACCCACCCUGGGGUAUUUGGUAUGCUGGUAAAGGUAAUUUGAAUUAGGGUUUAAGGCUUUCAAUAUUUAUAUUUGAUGAUAAGAGAACACAGCCUGCCUGAAGAGUUAUGCAUACACAUUCAAGGACGGUAUUUAUUUUAGUUGAAAUUAAAUUCAGGGAGAGGGGGGAAAAAAUAACAAUUUGUAAGUUCAAGACACAAUCAUUUUUACUGGUGAUUUUGCUUUCUUUAGAACAUUCUUGGAAUCUUAAAAAUAUGUCAGCAAAACAGAGAAUUUCGGGAAGGGGUAGUAAGGAAUUAAUAACUGGGUUUUUCCAGGCCCCAAGAUCUGAAAGGACAGAGAUCUUGUUAGCUGAUUAGUUUAAGGUUAAAUAAAUCAAAUCAGGUUUAUAUCAAAUCAUGUGCUGUGGGGUUGGUUGGGAAAUUCAAGAAUAGCUUGAAAAAGGCAGUCUAUGUAAUUUACAGAUAAAGCAAUAGUUUAAAUAUUAAUACACAAAGAUAUUUUAUAAUCUUGUAACAAAUCCUUCCAGAGGAAUGUUAAACCCAUGUGCAAACAGUCUGUUGACAUAAAUGUAUUCUAAUAUUUCAUAAAUCAUCGCUACUUCUCUGAAAUUUUUAUUUUCUCCUUAUAAUGAAUUUUCUUAAUCAGAAAAGAUUAACUCAGUAAGCAUAAAUUGCCUGUGAUUUUUGGCAGUAAAUCAAGGGAAUUAAUAAGGUCCUUAAGUCCCUUCCUUGACAUCAUUAAAAGCAACAAAAGCCAUUAAUCUAGAGCUUGUUCAAGCAUUUCGGAAGUGGAAAAAGCAUAGGCAGUUCUUUCAGUUUCUCAGACUUUUCCUCUAAUGAUGCAUCAAGAUGAAAUUUUAGUUCAGUGCUCCGCUUGCAAUGAAACAAUUUUUCUAUGUGAGCCACAGAUCUGCUUUCUUCUGUUAAAGGCUUUAUAUGAAAGCCAAUUAAGGAGAUGUAUGUAAUAGGGGGUCAUUCAUUAACUGUUCAUAUAAAUAAUGAGUAUGCCACACUCUCAUGUCCUGUAAUGUAGAAAAUACCAAGUUUUGAACUUGAGGAUGGUUAAGUUUCUAGGAGCAGAAUGUGCUACAGUAAUGGAUGGCAUUGUGCUGAGAACAGUCACUGCUGGUAAACAGCUUUGAAUAUGUGGUAUGAACAUACAGUAAAGAAAAUACAUGCAAAAUUGCACAAUGCUGUAAUUAGAAGUUUCAGAUCUUGAAUUUUCACAUUGUGCUACUCUAAGUUGAUUUUGUAGUUACAGCACGCAAGUCUGUAACUUCUGUAAACUUCUGUAAGAAGUUUAGUCACUUUUUUUUUCUUACUCAUUUUUAAUGAUUAAGGAAUAUUUGAGGCAACAUAAAGGAAAAGGAGAAUAAAGAAAAGUUUUGUUGCUGGAGGCUUUUCUAAUUAAAAUGGAUUUUUUUCUUCAUAUAAAUACAUAACUAUUCCCCUCUCUUCUAUGUGAAGUUUCCUCCCACAUGCUACUACUCUAUAUCUAUACAUAUGAUCCCAAAGAUCAUAUGCUGUCCUUAUGCUAAGUAGGAUUAACCUAAAGACAUUCCUCAAACUAAAAUAAUUGUUGAAAGUUAAUUUCCUUCAUGCAUCUUUUCUUGACCUACACCACAAAAUAAAAAUUGAA